CUUCAUCACGCGUCGCUCAUUGGCCAAGCGACUGUGCGACAUUUUAAUAAACGGACAAGAAAAAAUUUAACAAAAAAAAUUUUACUUUGGUUUCUCUUUAUACUUUUUUGCAUCUUCUUAUAUUUAUUUCCAAAUAUAUUAUCACAAAUAAUAUCCAUCGUAUUAUAAGUGUUUCAAAAACAUAUUCAACAACUGAACUUAAAUAAAUGUGAAUGCAAAUAAAAUCCAAUUUGAUAAAGUGAAAAUUUUCGCGCUAUUCUCCACACACAUACAAAACACAGUCAAGGGGGGAUACCGACGAAAACUGAUUGAAAAAAUAGUAAAAUAAAAAAAAAAACCAUUUAUAGUGUUUUGAAUAACAAAGUUGCAUAUUUAAAACAUUUGCCAGAAAUCCAUAAAUCAUGGUUGGAAUAGACCCAUCCGAUAUCGGAAAACAUCAGAAACUGAUAAAAAUCGCUCAAGAAGACAUGUCACAAAUCGAUGUGCUUGUAUGUGGUCGUUGCUUGGGCGUCUUCCAUUUUGUUGAAGAAUUUAAAGAUCAUAAGCGUUUCGCAUGCGACAAAGAGACACAAAUUCGUGAUGGCCCCGAUACGAAACCAAAAAUCUGGGCAUUUCUCUUAUGGAAAGCAAGCCAAUUAAAUAAUAAAGACAACAACAACAGCAGCAAUAAUAGCAGCUUCAACAGUAAUCUAACAUCUGGCAAUAAUCAACAACAAAAUUCAUGGGCUCUCUAUCAAACAUGGGUGAAAAUGGAAGAGAGCAUUCGCGAAACAUGGAUUGUAGCUGGCAAGACAAUACAAUCUUUUGCUAAAAUGGGUCAUGGUGGUUUACAAGAGAUGCCCGUAAAAAUUACAAAAACUGUUGUUGAUAAUGCAAAUACUAAUCCUGAAGUUAAAAAACCAACGGUUCCAUUAAGUAAACCAAUUUUGACCAACGUAAAGCCGCCGAUCGUUACAAAAAAACAAGAUGAAGAAAAUGAUCUCUCACCGAUCCGCAGUGCGGUUGUUAAAAAACCACCACUACCCGUACAACAGGUCCCGAAUAAAUUGGUAACAAGUACACCAAUUCAAAGAGUUCCAAACCGUCGUGCCAAGCGAACUAUUCCAAAUGCAAAUGGUGAAACCGAAGAAGAAGUCGUUGAAAAAAUCGUCGCUAAACGUUUUAAUCCACGCAGAAAAAUGCAUGAGUACUUAGUUAAGUGGGAAUCGUGUUCGCAUGAGCACAAUACUUGGGAACCACAAGUUCAUUUGGAAAAUGUGCCACAAAUUUUGGAAACUUUUGAGAAACAACUUGCCCGUCAAAAGGAACAACGAGCUGCCCAACAGGCCAAACAACAAGCAGCAAGUCUUGCAGCCGCUAUUAAAGUCGUUGACUUAAAAAAAGAUGUCAUAAAAGACCCAAAUAAAAUAGAAGAUACACCCAAAUUGAAUCUAUCAUCACCAGGCAGUGAUUCAAGUCGUUUAUCAAGAACAUCUAAAAGUAAAGCCCUAGAUCAAGUAAAACAAUGGUGUGCCGAUGAAGCAGUCGAACAGAAUACUCCUUCCACUGGUGCCACAAGUAUGGCAGCUACACCAGUUCAAAUACAAACUCCACAUCCUGUAUUGCCUCCUCAAGUUGGUUUUGGUGGCGGCGGUGGUGGAAGCAAUUUGGCACUAAAAAGAAAAUUAGAUGAUAGUGAUUUUGAUGAUUCGGCAAUGAUUGGCGAUGAGGAUUUGGAAGAAGAUCUUAUUCCUUCUCAUACAGUGAAAAGGAUGAAAAAUGGCGAUACUGUGUCGGUUAAAGUUGAGACCAAAAAUGAAAGAGCAGUUGAGUCUAAAGUAAUAAAGGUCAAUGGAAAUAUUAAAAAUCCUCCUACAUCUGAAUCAUUUUCUGCUGAUGUAAUCAUUACCCAGGAUACACAAACUUCUGGAGUUGUCAAAAAAGCUGGUUUUAAUGGCGCAACAACAAACAAUUCUUCUCCUAAAACCGAAGCUCACAUUCGCUUACUUUCAAGAGGUGAAACAAAUAGUGGCAUUGUAAGAAUGGGAAGUGAAGCUGCUGUUACUUUAGCUGCAAACACUAUUGAAAACGGCCCAGUUACAAAUAACCAAAGCCCAACAUCAGCUGCAACCGCAGCACAAUCAUCAUCCUCUCCGAGUGCAAUAUUGAAUACAAUUCAUCGUACUCAAAUGAAUAAAUCGCUCCCAACGAAUCCAUUGUCAAGCAUUGGUAACAUACAAAUAACCCAAGUUCAACAAUCAUCGAACACAAUGAGGAGCUCGAGUCCAAGACUUAUCAAUAGUCAAACUACAAUUGCACGCACUACAUCAUCGACAACAUCAACAGGAGGUUAUCAUCAUCAACAACAACAGACCAGAAUUCAACAGAACACACCCAAAACUGUACAGACAAACACACGUGUGCUACAGAGCCAACCACGAACGGCGACCAUUGCUCAAAGAAAAUCUCAAUCGCCAGGUAUUCAGCAGACAUCGCCAACAUCGGGUAAAAUGAUUAUUCCACGUGGCAAGGUAGCCAAUACAACACAACCAUCGCCAGUUAUGCGAACUCAAACACCAGAGCAAAAGAUUUUACAACUCUCAAAAUCUGGCGAUUUGAAAGUUACCAAGAAAAUUAUGUCGAAAGAAACGACAACAAAACAACAUCAACUUGCACGCAGUCACCAAUCACAAGUUCAGAUUCAAAAGGUGCAACAAAUUGCUCCACCAACGCGACAUGUUGGAGCGCCGAAACAAAAGCAGUCACAAGUUAAGACUGCUGUUAUGGAUGUUUCAUCGUUUAAUAGUGACGAACAUCAGCCAGCGACGUUGUGUCCAAUUACAGGUAAAAUACUUGGUCAUGUAGAAGGAACAGAAAUGCAUGAAGAACAACAGCAACACCAUCAAAUCACAACGAUGCAAUCUGGUGUUUUGCAAACGCAAUUGCUUACUACCGCCGACCACCACCAGCAACAACAACACCAUGAACAGGCUGAUUUCCAAGAAAUGGAGCAAUCUGGUAAUCUCUUGCAACUUGCCGGCGAUCAACAACUCAUGACCAACGAAGAUGGCUCACCAUUGCUUGUGACUGGUGAAGAUGGUACAGUCUAUCAAGUAGCUGGCAAGAAUGCCGAGGGUCAAACAAUACUUGUAGCCCAAGGGGCUGAUGGGGAACAGCAAUUUGCCUAUGUAGCUGCUGCUGAUGGUGACGAAAAUAAUGUACUCACCCUGGACAAUGCUGUUGCAGAAGCUGUGGCACAACUAUCGCCCGAACAACAAGCUGAAGCGCUGGCCGCCGCUGCUGCUGAAUCUGGCCAGUAUAUUUUGAAACAAGAUGAUGGUCAUGGAGGCGAACUGGUUAGUAUGAGCGAAGCAAACGAAAUGAAUCCCGCGCAACAAGGUCAACUGUGCAUUCAGACAGGCAGCGAAAGUGGAGAAUCACAAGAUCAAAAUAUACCCGCUGAAGUUGUUCAAGCUGAUCUCCCAUCACCUGGCGGAACAAGACGUGUGGUCCUUUUACUGCAAGAUGGUACGUUUAUGAUAACUCAAAUGCAAGACGACGAAUACAAGUCUCUAAAUAUAGCGUCAUAAUGUAACUAGGUGUCACUUUUAUCAUGUAAAACUUAAGUAGGUUUAUAAUAAUUUAAAGAUUUAAGUAUCGUGUUAGAUCCCAUUUCUUCCUGCUUCCCAGAUAUAUAGUACAUAUACAUAAAAUAUGCACACACACACACACAGUAUAUGUUUUGUAUACCUUGUUUGUUUAUCCUUCUCUUCAUUAAUUAUAUCGCCGCAAGCUCUUUCGCUAGACAAAAUUUUUGUUGUAUAUAUUUCUGUUGGCGAAAGAACUCAGUGUCCCCUUUUUAGGAUUCAUUUAUUUCUUAAAAAAAUAAAAGAAAAGGAAACUCACUUUUCUUACCCAAAUGCAUAAUGGGUAAGCAAUAAAAAAAAAGUUAUGUUUGUUUUAUAUUCUUAAAUAAAUUAAUGUCUUUCGAGAUAUUUAUAAUAAAUUGACCCCGCGAUAUAAAAAAAAUGUACUACAAGUAAAUUGUAAUCAUAUUAUUUCCUUUUUUUAUUAUUUUUUAUUAACUAAAACAAAGUUUUUCCCCUAUUAUUUCAUUCAAUUCAAUUAAAAAUUUAAACAAAUUGCAAAUCAA
Episyrphus balteatus (marmalade hoverfly) is the source of this 4132-nucleotide messenger RNA. RefSeq lists its product as uncharacterized. Gene Ontology annotation, cellular component: pericentric heterochromatin. The record is from RefSeq and is a predicted model, not a curated record. NCBI's taxonomy places the organism in Eukaryota, Metazoa, Arthropoda, Insecta, Diptera, Syrphidae. Gene Ontology annotation, biological process: negative regulation of transcription by RNA polymerase II; chromatin organization. Bases 402 to 3569 code for a protein of 1055 amino acids. The transcript is spliced from 9 exons. Gene Ontology annotation, molecular function: chromatin binding.